AGUGGGCACAGUCGUACGGACAUGAAAAGGAUCUAACUGUGAGGAAUCUCUGGAGAAAUAAGAAGCAUCUUGACCUGGGAGAAUAGAAAGGAGAAGGUGGAUCCAUUGAAAACAGUCAAGGGAUGACAUAACCAAAGAAAUGAGGAUCUUACAGCUGAAUGAAUGUGUCAAAGUCUUAAGCUUUAACCAGCAUACCUAAGAAACGGGACGUGAAGCAAACCGAACCAAAGUACUUCCAUACCAAAGCAACCCAACCCAAACCAAACCAAACAAAACAAAGCCUGACCCAAACUGUGCAAAGCCUGAACCCAUCAGCUGCUGUUGUCAAGAUGAAGAUGGAUAGCGCCCAGGCAGACAUGAGCGAGUGGAGGGAGGCAGACUUCGCCCUCAACUGCACCUACAUUGUGCCAGACCAGGUUUCAGACCCCAGCUUCAGCCUGCCCAAAGCCAUGACCUCCAUCCCACGCAACCUCACCUUUGAAUACAGCACAGACAAUGAGGUGACAGGCGUGUUCAGCAAAGAGUACAUUCCCCAAGGGACUCGCUUUGGCCCCCUGCAGGGAGACAUCUACACCAAAGACAGCGUCCCCAAACAGGCCAACAGGAAAUACUUCUGGAGGAUCUACAGUGGCAGGCAGCUUCACCACUUCAUCGAUGGCUAUGACGUCCACAAGAGCAACUGGAUGCGUUACGUCAACCCGGCCCGCUCGCUGGCUGAACAGAACCUGGUGGCGUGCCAGAACGGCCAGGACGUCUACUUUUACACCAUCCGGCCCGUAGAGCCCAAGCAGGAGCUUCUCGUCUGGUACAGCCAUGAGUUUGCCCAGAGGCUCUGCGGCCAGCAGGACGACAUCAAACAGAAACACAUCAGCGUUGACCAAGACUGCGAGCCAGAGUACACCAAACAGCACCUACCUCAGCAGGCCUGGCUCCGCGACGAGAUAAAAGAAGAGAAGGAUGAGGAAGCAGAGGAGAAGAUUGACGUGGAGGUCCUGGAGAGAGACACGCCGCCCGACACGCCUGAUGACCAGAUCAUGGACUUCAGCAAAAAGGUCGAGAAGGAGGAGAAGGAGGAUAGACAUGCAGAGGACCGAGGUGCCAUCCCCUCCCCUCAGCCUGAACACAGAGAAGCCAGCCUGGGCUUGAAUCACUCCUACCUCCCUGAACACCAUCCUGCGCUCCCCUCCCCGCACCGUAACCUCCCCCUGCAUCUCCACGGCCUCUAUGGCCACAGAGAAGGCCUUGUGUCUUCUUACCCACUCUACCCCCACUCCAGACCCCUCCAGCCUCCCUACCAGCUCUUCCCCCCCUACAACCCUCACUAUCCUCGCCUCCUGGUCCCCCAGUACUCCCCACCUUUCCCUGGGAUGCUGCCCUCUAGAGGUCCCAUGCGGUACAGCAACUACCUUGGCACUGACGGACUCCCGUACCCCCCCAUCGGCCAGCCCAGCCUGCUUCCGGUCUCCUUGCCUUACCCUCCAUCGCCACAGGGAGGGUUGAAGGAGCGAACCCCCAACAUGUCACCACCCCGCGGUGCUCCAGCCACCCCGGAGCUUUCCCCUCUCCCAAAGCCCAGCAGCCAAAAUCAGACGCCCCAGCACUCUCCAUCUGGCUGCGAGGAGGCCAUGAACCUCAGCCUGGCUACAACCAAAAGCAGCUUAUCAGCGCCGCGCAACGGCCCUGGUUACAAAUCCCUCCCCUACCCACUAAAAAAGCAGAAUGGGAAGAUCAAGUAUGAAUGUAACGUCUGCCUCAAGACUUUCGGACAGCUGUCUAAUCUCAAGGUCCACCUGCGAGUGCACAGUGGAGAGAGGCCGUUUCAGUGUAACCUGUGUAAGAAGAGCUUUACCCAGCUGGCUCACCUCCAAAAACACCACCUGGUCCACACGGGGGAGAAACCACACGAAUGCCAGGUGUGCCAUAAGCGGUUCAGCAGCACCAGCAAUUUGAAGACGCACCUGCGCCUCCAUUCUGGGGAGAAGCCUUACCAAUGUAAGCUGUGCAACACCAAGUUCACCCAGUACAUUCACCUGAAACUGCACCGCCGCCUUCACAGCACCCGCGACCAUCCCUACCGCUGCCAGCUGUGUGCUCAGGCCUUCGUCCACCGCUUCUCCCUGCGCACCCACCAGCGCAGCUGCUGCCCGGCUAACUCCAGCGUUCCCGUCAAUGUGCACAUGAAAGAGAUGGUGGAGCAGUUUGAUGCCAGCCAAGAGGCGGAUGCACUCACAGAGGCAGCGUCUCCAGCACAGGUGGAGGCAGCUGUAGAGCGCUGGGUGGCUCGUAAGUUGGAAGGGUGCGAGGGGAAGGAGGACCAGAAGGAAGCAACCCUGCUGCUUAAGGCUCUGACGGCAGCCAUUAACACCCCAGCGAUGCCUGUGGCCCAAUCAGCUGCACCGACAUCACACCACAGCCCUCAGCUGGCCUAUCAGGAGAGGGCUAGUGUGGUUCAUCUCUACAAACGGCCAGUGGUGAAGGCAGAAGGACAGUGAGGAGGAGGUGAAAGUUCACGUACAGCAAAGGGACAGAAGGACAUUGUUGGACAUUGAUGAAGUCUGCAUACAGUAGGUGUGCAGCCAAAAAAAAAAAAAAAGAAAAAAAAAAGAAACGUCGCCAAAUAAAACUCCCUUGUUUGUCCAAGUAGCACAAAACAGGGAGGUAACCCAGUCACAAUCCAAUGAGCGCAGCACCAAAAGAAGAGCAUUCCAAAGACUGGUCGAGGGUAUUCAGUGAUUGCACUUCCACCCAUAACUCUGUUCAAUUUAAAAGAAAGAAAAGAGAUUGGGUGUUUUUUUGAAGCUGUGAAAUACUUACAAAUGUCACUCAGGUAGCCAAGUGUUUGCUUUGUUUGUGCUUUAAUUUAUUUCUUUUAUUGGAGACCUUGAGUCAUCUAUAUUUAUUUAGCUGAAUAAUUUGUUCUGUUAGUGUUUUUCACACAAAUGUUGACAUCCCAUGGAGACUCGGUGUCCUAGGAAAACCACAAAAGCAACUGGAAAGACUGCAUGCAACAACAGCAUCGUCUUAACUUGUGGAUGAAACGUCACUCGUCCCUUGCCACCAGUGGUUAUCUAUGGUGAAACUUUGUGUGAGUGUGUGUUAGAACUUGUGUGUGUAUGUGUUAAAGUGGGAAUGAACGAGAUGGCGCACAGCGGUACCACCAACCGCGUUCCUGACAAUCUGAUACUUCAGUUUUGCUUUUUGCAAUAUUCUUUGUGAUAAAAAAGGGAAAGAUCAGGUAUCUUAACACAGUGUAUAACCAUUUGCCAAAAUAUAAAGAAUAAAAACAUAAACGGGGCAUAUUACUUUGUCUAGCACAUUUUUUUUUUUUUUUUUUUGAAUGAUUUAUUUUACAACACAUUCUAAUGUAAAAAGUGAGGAAAGGGACCCAGAUUUCAUGAAAGCUUGAACACCUUUUACUGCGAUUGCCCAGCAACUUCUGAGGAGUUUUUGGCAUGUAGACAGGUAUCAAAGAAUUAAAGACACACUCUGCUGAUCAGAGGCCAGUGCUACUAAAAAUAUAUGUGCUGUAGAUUCAGUGUGAUCACAUUAUCACAACAACACUCUAGUAAAAUGUACAUGACAUCCCCAUACUCAUUAUGCUCUCUUUUAUUAGGCUAUUUCCAUUGCGUUUAUGUUGAAACUUCCUCCUGAGGGACUAGGUAUAUUGCUGUGUAGCUUUCUGCUGGAUUCAAAUGUUUCAGCGCUAUUUCUUACAUACAAGGCUUUACUGUUAAUGCUAGUCAUCACAAGCUUCAUCCAAAUAUUAAUUCAGCUAUAUCAGCUACAGCCAAGUAGGGUAAAUAGACUUUGUUACUGCUAAAAUACUGCUGUAUUGUGCACUCAGGUGACUGGCUUUAGAUUUAUGUUUUCUGAUUGUGACUAUGUGUAUAUCGGUAUUUUAUAUCUGACAUAAGACAAAAAAUUUCUAAAUUAUUACUUUCUUGUUUCUUAGCACUGGAAAAAAUGAGCUAAAUCCAUUGCUUUGAUGUUACUGAAAACCAGAAUGCAAGAACUAUGUUUCAACAAUUUACUACUGAGUCAAUAAUGUAUUUCUUAUAUCAAAUUUGUAGUGCUUUUUUUGUACAGUAUGUUUGUCUAUGUAGUUUAUUUUUGGAGACAGGCUAUGAGAUGUUAAUAAUUUAUAUGUGAGAGACUAUUUUGAUGAUACUUUUAUAUUUACAUGAUGUAGCAUAUUAAACUUAUUGUUUCUUUA
Molecule: messenger RNA, 4213 nt
Organism: Myripristis murdjan (pinecone soldierfish)
Lineage: Eukaryota; Metazoa; Chordata; Actinopteri; Holocentriformes; Holocentridae
Gene: prdm1b
Product: PR domain containing 1b, with ZNF domain
Exons: 7
Coding region: 330-2492 (720 amino acids)
Biological process (GO): cell fate commitment; regulation of transcription by RNA polymerase II
Cellular component (GO): nucleus; cytoplasm
Molecular function (GO): protein binding; DNA-binding transcription repressor activity, RNA polymerase II-specific; RNA polymerase II cis-regulatory region sequence-specific DNA binding
Source: RefSeq, a predicted model, not a curated record